AUUAAAGAUCAUGCAACCACGAGAUGAUGACGACAAAGCUCAACACACGGAUGGAACGUAUUUAAUGAAUGGUCAUGCACCGAACAACAACAUCACAUGUGAUUGUUGAGGCAAACUUUUCAUUUGAAUAUUCUCAUUCAACAAAUCACAUCAUGGCAUCGAAUCAACUUUUUGGUAAUUUAUUUCGAAUUUGUUCCAAACAUCCAUUAUCAUCAUCAUCAUCAUCAUCGAUACCAUCAUUGAUUGUAUGCAGACAAUUUCGUAAAAAUGCAUUUAAACCAUGGCUGAAAACGUCGUUACCUGAAUCGGUAAAAUCCGAUGAUCCAAUUGUUUUAUCGGCACGAAAAUCGUUCGGUAAAACAAUCAUACCGGAAGAAUUAUCCGAGUUACGUUUUGCAUAUCCAGAAUUUCUACCCGUCGCUAUUGCUGAAUUUCGAAAUCCAAUAUUAGAAAUGAUUGUGCGUGAAGAUAUGAUUAAACGUCGUAUGAUGAUUGAUAUACCAGAAUUUUAUGUUGGUUCAAUUAUGGCCGUUACAAUAACCGAUCAUUGGGCAUCGGGUAAACUAAGUAAAUUCGUUGGUAUCUGUAUCGAACGUAAUGGUCAAGGGACAUUUGCUAAUUUCACUCUACGUAAUCGUGUCGAUGGCCAAGGUGUAGAAAUUCGUUAUGAUCUCUAUAAUCCAGUUAUACAAGAGAUACAAGUGUUAAAAUUGGAAAAACGAAUAGAUGAUCAUUUGCUAUACUUGCGUGAUGCAUUACCAAAAUAUAGUGAAAUACCAUUCGAUAUGGCACCAGAACCGCCACGUAAAUCAGGUGAACCAGUACCAUUGAAUCCGAUACAGGUAGAAAUGAAACCAUGGCCAUGGACAAGAAAAUGGGAAUACUAUGAUUUGAAAGGUGUUAAAAAACUACCAAAUAUGCCUGAUUAUAAUUAUAUAAAUAGAUGGAAACAUCAAAAUGAAUUGGAACGUUUCGAUUUGAUGGCUGAAUAUCGUGCCCAUGUGCCAGAAGAACAACAAUUAACAAUAUGGCAACAAGUACAACAACAUCAAACUAGUGUGAAAAAACGAAGUGAAAUUGAACGCCGUCGUAAAUUGAUUAAAUAGAUAAAUUAUUAUAUUUGAUAUAUGAUAAUAAAAUAUUUUCUGAUGAAA
Dermatophagoides farinae (American house dust mite) is the source of this 1154-nucleotide messenger RNA. RefSeq names its product mitochondrial ribosomal protein L19. The record is from RefSeq and is a predicted model, not a curated record. Lineage: Eukaryota; Metazoa; Arthropoda; Arachnida; Sarcoptiformes; Pyroglyphidae. Gene Ontology annotation, biological process: positive regulation of transcription by RNA polymerase II; translation. Gene Ontology annotation, molecular function: transcription cis-regulatory region binding; structural constituent of ribosome; metal ion binding. Gene Ontology annotation, cellular component: ribosome.